UUUGAAUCCCAAAGACUGAAACCCAGAAAUCGCAAGGAAAGUGGGGGGAAAUUAGCGAUGAGAAGCGCGCCGGCACAGAUUCCGACGAGUUUCGGCCACGAGCUCAGGGCUUGCCUUCGUUUCCGCCUCGUCAAAACCUACGAUCAGUUUAGAGAAUCAGGAUGUGAGAACUGCCCAUUCUUUAAGAUGGACGAGGAUAAUGAACGCGUUGUCGAUUGCACCACUCCUAAUUUCAAUGGGAUAAUUUCUGUGAUGGAUCCGUCUAGAAGUUGGGCUGCUCGUUGGCUACGAAUUGGGAGAUUUGUCCCCGGUUGUUACACUCUUGCAGUUUCAGAGGCACUUCCAGAGGAGUUGCAGAAUAUGUGUGAAGAAGUGCAUGUUCAGUACGUACCACCGAAGCGGGUAUGAGAAAGAGUCCGGGACGACAUUAUAUAAUGUAAGAAUCGAAAAACCGAAUUCCGUUUUAGGAGUAAUGAUCUGUGUUGGUUGCUUUGUAUCACAAGUAUUGCUCUGUUAUCUUGGCUGACAAUGAAUUGUAUGUAAACAGUUUCUGGGUUUGAGCAACUUAAUGAACACACUAGUUUUUUUCAAG
Messenger RNA from Hibiscus syriacus, 592 nucleotides. RefSeq names its product transcription elongation factor SPT4 homolog 2-like. Gene Ontology annotation, molecular function: RNA polymerase II complex binding; zinc ion binding. The record is from RefSeq and is a predicted model, not a curated record. Bases 58 to 408 code for a protein of 116 amino acids. The transcript has 5 exons. Gene Ontology annotation, cellular component: DSIF complex; nucleus. Gene Ontology annotation, biological process: regulation of transcription elongation by RNA polymerase II; positive regulation of DNA-templated transcription, elongation; mRNA processing. Lineage: Eukaryota; Viridiplantae; Streptophyta; Magnoliopsida; Malvales; Malvaceae.